Labrus mixtus (cuckoo wrasse) is the source of this 4144-nucleotide messenger RNA. RefSeq names its product inactive phospholipase D5-like. The coding region runs from base 364 to 2073 and encodes 569 amino acids. Gene Ontology annotation, molecular function: catalytic activity. The record is from RefSeq and is a predicted model, not a curated record. Lineage: Eukaryota; Metazoa; Chordata; Actinopteri; Labriformes; Labridae. The transcript is spliced from 10 exons.
GGAAAGUGAGACUGAGAGGAGAAGGGAAUACAGGAGACACACAGGAGAGAGAAGCAGAGGCGAGCGUGAUACAUGGAGACAGAGAGCAUCAUGUUAGGAUUUAGGAGUUUUCAUUGAAAAAACAGGCAGGAGAGAGGCUACACACAUUUCACACACAUACAAGUGCAUUUACAACCUAUACAUUUUAGCUCCGAAAAGGGACCCAAUCCUCUGCCUCCCUUGGGACUCCAGCGGUAGAGUGGGAGCGACAGAUUUUAUAGCUUACACACACGCACACACACACACUUUCUUUCUGUUUUGUCCUCACACACAUUCUGAAAAAAGCAUGUGCUUCAGAGUGGACCCGCAAUAGAGGGAUGCAACAUGAAGUCUCAGCAAAAGUGCAUCGUGAUCUUUGCCCUGGUUUGCUGCUUUGCCGUACUGUUGGCGUUGAUUUUCUCAGCUGUGGACGUUUGGGGCGAAGACGAAGAUGGGAUCACAGAGGAGAACUGUAGCAAGAACUGCAAGGCAGUGCUUGUUGAAAACAUCCCAGAUGACAUCUCCUUCUUAGACAAUUCUACAUCCUACCUCCCUCUCUCGACGGGUCUGUUCAGCCUACUGGACAAUGCCAUCCGUGCUGUAGAGAUAGUUUCCCCGCUGUGGCUCCUCAACUCCUCCGAUUAUGAAUCCAGCUUCCAGCCUGCUGCCAGACAGGGCAAAGCUCUGCUGUCCAGACUUCAGGGGCUGAAAGAUAAAGGGAUCCAGCUGAAGAUCUCCAGCGGAGUGUUCAACUCCUCUGAGCUCAACACACUCGCCAAAUACAAGGCUGAUAUCCACUAUGUGAACAUGACUGCACUGACCAAAGGCCACCUCCUCUCCUCUUUCUGGGUGGUUGACAGGAGACAUAUCUACAUCGGCAGCAGCAGUAUGGACUGGAGAUCUUUUGCCACGAGGAAGGAGCUUGGUGUGUUGGUGUACAACUGCAGCUGUUUGGCUCUGGACCUCCACAAAGUGUUCAGUCUCUACUGGGGGCUCCAGUACAGAGACUUCAUCCCCUCCUUCUGGUCUAAGCGUCUCUUUGCCCUCUUCAACAGGGACGAACCACUAGAGCUCACUCUCAACAGCACCAAAGCCCAAGCCUACGUCUCUAGCUCCCCAGAUGUUUUCAUCCCAAAAGAUCGCAGCAGUGAUCUUGAAGCCAUUUCCAGGGUCAUACAGGAGGCUCACAAUUUCAUAUAUAUUUCAAUCAUUGACUACAUGCCCCUCCUGAGCAGCAACGCUCACAGGUACUGGUCUCGUAUCGACAGCCUUAUCCGUGAGGCUCUGAUCCUGAGGAAGGUCCGGGUUCGUCUGCUGAUAAGUUGCUGGGAAAAGACGCAUCCACUUACUUUCAACUUCAUCUGGUCCCUGAGGAGUUUGUGCAUGGAGCAGGCCAACUGUUCACUUGAAGCUAAGUUCUUCAGCCCCAGGGUACAGAGGGACGGCAGCCUCCAGGGGAUAAACCACAACAGGUUUAUGGUCACAGAGCGGGCGAUUUAUUUAGGUAACCUUGACUGGGUGGGGAAUGAGUUUGCCUUUAAUGCAGGAGUCGGCCUGGUGAUCAGUCAGCCUGAGGGCGUCGAGGAGAGAAACUCUACGGUGGUGGAUCAGCUACGGGCUGCAUUUGAGAGGGACUGGUUUUCACGUUACACACGCUCACUGCAGGCCAAUAAGAUCCCCAUCUGCAACAAGCAUCAGAUCAACAGGCUGAUGCCAGUCAAAGCCAGUCACAUAGACAAUGUGCCAGUGCCUAUCAGAACAGGUCACCACGAUGAUGGACCUGCACCAAUGAGAAACAAUCACAAAGAUGACAGACAGAGGCCGGUUAAAACAAGGCACCAUGAGGACAGACUAACCAAAAUAAGUAGCCAAGACAUGGCCAAUGGACUGGUGCCAGUUAUUGAUACUUACCACGACAGGGGGCGGGGAAAAUUGAGUCACCUUGACAACAGACAAGUGCAAAGCAAAGAUAAUCACCAUGACACUCCAAUGUUUCCACCCAGUCAGUCAGCUGAGAGCAGUGGCAGCAGAGAAAUCUCUAAUGAAUCUCCGUGACUGUAACAAUAUGAACGUCGUAUGGAUUUGGAUAACAUAGAUGGAAGAACUCUGAAGGGAAAGUGAAGACUCCACUUCCUGGCAUUUCUGAUGGACUUUUUGAGAAGAAUACUGACUGAUAAGCUCUAAUUAUAACCUAAAACCUUGCUACUUAUUUAACUUUUUUUCUCUCCUUGAUGAGUGCUCUCAAGUAAAGGAAAGAGAAGAAAUCAUAUUAAUUGACCAGUUAUUGUAUGAAACUUGAGCUGUUCUGGCAGUCAUUAUUUAUCACCCUUUAAAAGGAGGCAGGUUUCGGGAGGAUAUGCAGCAUGUUUAGCUACACUAGCUACAUUUAGAUGUAGCAACUGUGACAUCACCUAUUUGUUCAUUGACUAAUGUUUGGAUAAAAAAGUUCAGCUUGAGUCACUAGGUGUGUUAGCAAUGUUAGCAAUGAGUAAGAAUUGAGAUGCUAAUGUUAUACAGCUAAAAACUGGUCUUUAAACACAAUUUACUUUCCACAAAAAUGAAAGAUGACUCCUCAGAGGAUAUUUUAGUAUAACUAAAAGAAAAGAAUACAAGAAUAACCUUCCUGCAUAAUUGUGGAUCACUUCCUGAACCUUAAACCAAUUAGAAACCCUUCACUAAUCAAAUAUCUUGUGUUUCUUUUAAAUUAUAAUCAAUGAAAAACAUUUUUUGACCUUCAUUGGCACUGGAGAAAAACAAGUGAAGAACACACUGAGACUGUUGUUACUUAAAACAUUCAAUUGAAAGUACAUUCCUGCUUGUACCUUUUGCCUUUAACAGUUUUAAGACCUGGUAAUUGUCCUUAUCUUACCCAUUACUUUUAAAAGAAAGCGAACACCAAACAAGAAGUUUUCUGGUCAAUAUGGUAGCAUCUUGUCAGUCAAAGUUACCAUACCAUUAAAUCAUGUCCUGCUUGUCAGUACUUUAGGGAAAUGAAUCAGGUGAGAGGGAGAGACAUUUUUUGACAAGCUUAAAUGCAAUCUCAUAUUUUUGCAACCUUUGGAAUCGCCCCCAUGUGGCCAUUACUGGGCAUUUCGCUUGAAGGCGCUUCCAUAUUGGCUCCACUUUUCGCAACCGGAGGCAAUGUCCACUUCUGCAUUCUACAUACAUAGAUACAGUCUUUCACAUAAUGGGCAAAAAAAUAGUGGUUUUAAACUUUAUAUUUUUGAAUCAACACUGAUAACUUCACCACUGAUUACUUCAGAUGUUCAUUUCAGACAAAACCAACGUAAAAUCUUAAGUUUAGUACACCAGGUCAAAUUAUAUUUCAUAAAAACAUACAACCUCAUAUUCAAGGGGCUCAUAUUCUAGGAUUGUAACACAGGUUUCACUAAAUGCUUAUUGAUUGCUUUUAUGCUAAUAACACACUAAAUGAUGAGCAUUGACUUGUCCUGUAAUAAAUAAGCAACCCCAUUCCUCAUUUUUGUGUGCCAACCACACAGUUUAGGAGUGGCGGCUCCACAUAUAUUGAUUAAGUCCUCCUAUUUUGUCUAAUAUCAAUACCUCAAAGAUUUAAACGCUGUACAGAUAGUGGUUACAUAAUCCUUGCCAUGAUGCAUCAUACAUCUCAACACGGAUGGUUGUAUAUUUUAUUUUACGGAGGACAUAAUUGGAUUAGUUGAUGCCACUAUUGUGCUCUGUUUAUUACAUAACACUUGUGUACUAUGGCCUGGAUUUUGAAUUAGUCACCAUUUACAAACGACAGCUUUCAUUAGUUUAAGUCAAAUGCAGAGAUUUUUCCCUUGAGGAAAAUGAGCUAUUGAUCCAAAUUGAACAAAUACUAAAGGAGCAUUUAGAAGAAGGGACCAGAGGGUCUUUGCUGUCAGACAAAUCAAUACAAUGAAUUUUUAACAGAGCUUGACAGUUGCAAUUGCUGCAGUUUAACCUCAAGGACAUGCUGGUCUCUGUAGCCAUGAGUGUGACUGAAUACAUUACCUACACCUUGUACAGCUAAAAAAAAUAUUUAGGUGUCAGCAAAGAAUAACUCAUAUACCCUUGUCUGAAAGCUUGAUCUGACUUUAGUUUGUAUUUUUGAAUGAUUGCAUGACAGUUAAAGACCUUUACCGAU